This is a messenger RNA of Physcomitrium patens, 1155 nucleotides long. Lineage: Eukaryota; Viridiplantae; Streptophyta; Bryopsida; Funariales; Funariaceae. The record is from RefSeq and is a predicted model, not a curated record.
AUGCAGUUGGAGUAUUGCAGAGACAUCACUUACAGUUCUACCCAGCAGGUACAUGAUAGACCCCGGCCUGGUGAAGGCAACAGCGUGCAACUCACGAGCUGGGGUGGAGCCAAUGGAGGUCGUGCCAGUAUCGAAAGCUCAGGCUCAACAACGCUGGAUGGGGAGGACCAGCAAAGUGGUUUUGGUUGUACACAGAAGAUACAUCCAGAAAGUUGGAAGAUACCACUGUCCCCGAGAUUCAACACUGCAAUUUGGGCAUCUAUUGUGAUGUUAUCGGAGCAUAUGUACAGUCUUGUAGCUCUGGCCAACGAGGACAAGCUCUCAGAUCCAAUUGAAAUGAAGAUGGAGACAGUACAGGUCAACUCCCCUCUGCCCCUCUCGAGUACUUCAGUUUCCUUCUGGAGUAUUUGCAGCGGAGGGAUUUUAUGUUCAUUGACAUUCCAACACAAUCUCUUCUUUGUCUCUCUUUUGAGCAAACAAGGUUCUAAAGCGAUUGGUGGUGGCGGAUGUGGAUCAUUUCACCUAUAUUUAUGUCCUGCGUCACUACAUCGAAGAAGCAGAACAGGCAGAGGGCGUUGGCAGGGACGUACUAGGCGAUGUGGACAGCAUGGGGUUUCGUUUCGUCGUUGUCUUGUUGCUUCUUUCUGUCUAAUUGCUGCUCGACUGCAGCUGGACAGAACCCACAGGUAAUAAUCAGCUAAGUCUACUGGAAUCAUAUCUAAGGUCUCCUUUGUUAUUUCCCGAUCCUCUGCACACGACCUUGCAGCAAACGGUUCCUGUGUGGUAUUUAACGAGCUUGUGCAAGAGUCACAUUGGAGAAACUAAGUAGCUGGACAGAUAUACAGAACACUUGAACCUCAUUAGAGUACAGGAGUAUUGAAUUUCCUAGCAAGAUUUCAUCGUUGAUUUUCUACCUUGUUCACGUUCAUCCAUAGAGCAGAAGUAGUACGUACUGGAAGAGUUAGUGUUCCUUCUUAUCCGCACAGAUUGCCAUUUAGAUCAUCACAAUAAUGCAUAUGCGGCACAGAACAGAUUGCUUCAGUAUGGAUUUGUACUCACCUGCACAAGAGUACCUUCAAUUCUAAUUGAACCUUACUCUUCUGCAACAAUAUUUGUCAAUUUCAAUCAAAGCAAUAUUAUUUGAAUUUAAAUGAU